Molecule: messenger RNA, 2496 nt
Organism: Durusdinium trenchii
Lineage: Eukaryota; Dinophyceae; Suessiales; Symbiodiniaceae
Source: the annotation of a GenBank genome assembly
AUGGCACGUUCUUUCACAUGUGGCACGCGCCUGAUCGUUGCAUCCAGCUUGCUGGCGACGUGGAGUGUUCCGAGUGCCAAUGUGCCGGUGGAGAUUGACUCGAAACGAAACAAUGCCUUCAAACUCUUGAAAAAGUUGGGCACUCGCCAGGGCCGACGCAAGUUGGGCCGCUUCGUGGCGGAGGGCGAGACCUUUCUGCGGCUCAGACCUCGAACCGUCUUCGUGCGGAGGAGCCGAUGGCAGGAGGGUUCCCAGUUCUUGGCGCCGAGCGUGUUGGGGAGCCGCGAGGCACCUGCGGAAGCUGCUGCCACGAGGCCACUCACCUGGGGCGGCGGCCUCCCCAUGGACCCCGGCAGCGCGAUGGCGGACGACACCGCCAGCGUGGCGGUCCUGCGGAACGAGCUCUUCGAUGAGAUCUCCACGCAGGAGAAGUCUCAGGGAGUUCUUUGCGUCUUCGGAUUGCCUGAGGGCCCCGCGCCAGCGAUCGGGCAGAGGGUGGUGGUGCUGGAUGGCGUUGAAGACCCCAACAAUUUGGGCGUCAUCUUGCGGACUUUGGAGGCCUUCAACUGCAGGACCCUGCUGGUGACCAAGGGCACCGUCGAUCCCUUCAACGCGAAGGUCGUCCGCUGCUCCAUGGGCGCCGCGGUGCGCGGAGCGGUGCACGUCCGGGAGGUGGCGCAGCCGGAGCUCGCCUCGUUGCUGGCGGAGCACCGGGUCUUUGUCACUGAGCUCAGGGAGGACGCGCUGCCCUCUUGGAGCUUGGGGGAACAUUUGACCGGUCAAGAUGCCUUCGUGUUCGGCAACGAGGCCCGGGGCGUGAGCCCAGAGGUCGCCCAGCUGGCGCAGCGGCGUUUGUGCAUCCCCAUGUCGCCCAGCGUGGAUUCCCUCAACGUGGGCAUCUCCGUGGGCAUCGUCCUCCACGAGGCCGCACGGCCAAACGCUCACAGCGUCAGCGCUGCAUCGGAUGGUUCGGCCGGAAAAAACAGGACGCGGGGUGGGCCCUUCCGGCUGAAGACACCGCAAUCUGAAGCAAACGCUGGUGGUGAGGCGGGGUUCUUCGGCCUUUUCGGCCUGGUUCGACCGGUUCGCAGGAUCUCCACCUCGCUUGCCUCGCGGAGGCGCUUAUUUUCGAAGGUCACCGAGAUGGAUCGCAUCAAGGCGGAAGCGCGGACGCCCUCGAUCCUCUCCUGUUCUCGCCGCACCGAUGUGCCAUGGGCCUUUUUGCGGCAGUACUUGAAGGCCUUUCGAGAAGGAUUCCUCUACGUGCGCAGCCCUGUGACCGGCGACAUGGACCCCGUGUGUUUGAAGCCCUACGAUGCCAGCACGGGGCGUGGUGUGAUGUGCAUCAGCUGGUGGUCCAAGAACUACUGCAAGUGGAUCGAAGAGUUCAAAAAGCAGGACAGCAUUCUGCACAGCUAUCCGGUGCAUAUGUUCAAUUUCACCGUGAACUCGGAUGACAAAGUCUUGGAGCCGGGAGUGUUCCCGCCACUGCAGGAGCGCUUAGGACAGGUGACCUGGCUGGCGUCCACCUUCGGCGCCCACGCGUUGAACGUGCGCUUCGAUCCCAUCGUCCACUACCGGAUGAAGGGCCAGACGGCGGUGCGCAAUAACCUGGGCGACUUCGAAGAGAUCGUGAAGCAUUUGGGCCUCCUAGGACUGGGAGCUCAGUGGGAGAGCACGGUGUGCGGCUGCGAGCGGCGCACGUUGCGGCGCGCCCUUGGAGCGAGCGGUGUGCGCGAGCGGUUUUCGCAAGCGGCUGCGCACACGGACGUCGGAGCGGUCCGAAACAUGCUCUCCGCUGGCGUGGAAUUGGUGGCCCUCUCCGAGGAGCAGCAACGAGCAGUGUUGGAUCAGCUGCUGCCCUUGGCGCACCGCUACGCCGUGGAGAUGCGCUGCUGCUGCGACGACACGCUCUUCGGCCACCGGACGCCGGUGGAAGCCAAGGUCGAGGUUCGCAAGGUUCGCCGCUGGGGCGUUGGCAAGGACCGUUCGCCUCGCCGGAUGGGUGUUCGCCGCCGGGAGAUGGGUGAACUUAGGCAAGCAAUCGUACGAAAGAAGGACUUCUUGUGUGUGAAAGAGUCUCGAUGUCUGGACGCCCGCCUGGCCGACCGCCUGGCGAAGGAGAAGGGCCUUUCAAUCACCUUUCCACAUCAGAAGGAUCGAGGGCAGCGAGAGAUGUGCAACUGCACGGCCUCCAGGGAGAUUGGACAAUAUGAGCUGCUUGGUAAUCAGAGGCCUUGGGGGUGGCCAUGGGGCUCAACUUGGAGCCCAUGGCGUGCAGAGAAAGCAAUAAACACCAUGAAGUACGUACUUACCAGGACCUUCCCAGUGACCGUCCUUGACAUCCCGGGACCUCGCUGCACUCUUGCAAAGGCCACGUGUUUUUGCCACAUUCCUGAAGUCACUUACCUCGAAGCCCCAGUCCCCCAGAACUUCCGUCCAAUGACUCCAGUUUUGAGAUCCCCAGUCUGGGACCACUACCAGGCCAGGGGGUGA